Molecule: messenger RNA, 2556 nt
Organism: Beta vulgaris subsp. vulgaris (sugar beet)
Lineage: Eukaryota; Viridiplantae; Streptophyta; Magnoliopsida; Caryophyllales; Amaranthaceae
Product: protein STRUBBELIG-RECEPTOR FAMILY 7
Exons: 16
Coding region: 199-2322 (707 amino acids)
Biological process (GO): protein phosphorylation
Molecular function (GO): ATP binding; protein binding; protein kinase activity
Source: RefSeq, a predicted model, not a curated record
UAAUCAUGGAAACAAAACCAAGAAAAAAGAAUUAAUCUUUUUUGUCAAAAAAUAAAAAUUAGAGCAGGCCAUCACUGUCUGUUGUUUAGUCUUCACUUGAAGGGUGAGGUAGAGAGAGAAAGAGAGAAAGAGAGAGAUAAUUAGAGAGAGAAACAGUAGAGAGAAAGAGGAGAGAGAAACAGGUGAAAACACAAAGAGAUGAUGGAGCUUUGGAGGCUCCUAAUAAUCAGCAUUUUGGUGUUAAGUCCAAGCUCCAUUAAUGGUGAUACAGAUCAAGCAGAUGCCUCUGCUCUCAAUGGCAUGUUCACCAGCAUGAAUAAUCCUGCACAACUCACUGGAUGGACCGCUAGUGGCGGUGAUCCUUGUGGUCAGUCAUGGAAGGGUGUUACUUGCUCAGGCUCAAGGGUGACACAAAUAAAAUUACCGAACCUUGGACUUACUGGGUCUCUAGGUUACCAGCUUCAGAGUCUGACAUCCUUGACUGAUUUUGACUUGAGCCAUAACAAUUUUGGAGGCUCAUUAACUUAUAACCUUCCUCCUAAUUUGCAGCGAUUAAAUCUUGCUAAUUGUAGCUUCAAUGGACAGAUACCCUAUUCAAUUUCUCUUAUGAAACCUCUGGAGCAUCUAGACCUCAGCCACAAUCAAUUUAAUGGACAACUGACUGUAGAUUAUUCACAGCUUCCUUCGCUCUCCACAAUGGAUCUCUCAAGCAAUGCUCUCACAGGCGAACUUCCACAAACAAUGAGUUCUUUGACCAGUUUAAACACCUUGUACUUGCAAAAUAACCAGUUCACAGGCACAAUUGAUGUACUAGGAACUCUACCUCUCCAGAAUUUGAAUGUUGCCAACAACCAGUUUAGUGGAUGGAUUCCAAAGCAGUUACAAAACAUUAACCUGCAGAAGGGCGGUAACUCAUGGAACUCAGGGCCUGCACCCCCAGCUCCACCUGGAUCACAAAACAAUCAUCAUAAGUCUGGGAAUCAUGAAAAGUCAUCAGAUAGUUCUAGCUCAGGGAAUGGGAAAUCUGGUUUAAGUGCUGGUGCUAUAGUUGGAAUCAUUAUGGCUAUUCUUCUGGUUGUAGCAGUAGUGGGAUUUUUCUUAUUUAAGAGAAGAAUACGGAGGCCAUCCCCUGACUUGGAGAAGGUUGACAUUAAUAAGCCUUUUGUUGCCCCUGCUUCAGAUGAUGUGCAAGGUAAGCCUGAGUACGCGGAGUUAAAGUCAGUUCACUCUUCAUCCUCAAUCAACACGCUGACGCUUGACACAGCUCCCAUAGUUACUCUUAAACCACCUCCAUUGGAUCGCAACAAAUCAUUUGAUGACGAAGACUACUCAAAGAAGCCUGUUGUCACCAAAAUUCCUACACCAGUGCCCAACAAUGUGAAAUCAUAUUCUAUAGCAGAUUUGCAAAUGGCCACCGGCAGUUUCAGUGUUGAGAAUCUUAUUGGGGAGGGGUCUAUUGGUCGUGUAUACCGUGCACAAUUUGAUGAUGGGAAGGUUCUUGCUGUGAAAAAGAUAGACUCAUCUCUCCUAGCCAACCAUCCAGGAGAUUUCACUGAGAUUGUUGCCAGCAUUUCCAAAUUACAUCAUCCAAAUGUGACUGAGCUUGUUGGCUAUUGUUCGGAACAUGGACAGCACUUGCUAAUUUAUGAGUUCCAUAAGAAUGGCUCACUACAUGAAUUUUUACAUCUAGAUGACGAAUAUAGUAAACCAUUGACAUGGAAUACCCGUGUUAAAAUUGCUUUGGGGAGUGCACGUGCUCUUGAGUACCUACACGAAGUUUGCUCCCCUUCUGUUGUUCAUCAAAACUUUAAGUCAGAGAAUAUAUUACUUGAUACAGAGCUUAAUCCUCAUCUUUCGGACUGUGGACUGGCAAGCCUCCAUCCAAAUGGAAAUCAGGCAAUCAACCAUAAUGCUUGUGCGCCGGAAGUUGCUGAUUCUGGUCAGUAUACUUUGAAGAGUGAUGUCUACAGUUUUGGGGUGGUCAUGUUAGAGCUUCUUUCCGGACGAAAACCAUUUGAUAGCUCAUUCCCGAGGGCUGAACAGUCAUUGGUUAGGUGGGCAACACCUCAGCUUCAUGACAUCGAUGCUUUAACUAAAAUGGUGGAUCCCGCUUUAGAAGGCCUCUACCCUGUGAAAUCUUUGUCACGCUUUGCUGAUGUUAUCGCUCUUUGCGUUCAGCCUGAGCCUGAGUUCCGACCACCAAUGUCAGAGGUGGUACAAGCUUUGGUUCGAUUGGUUCAACGAGCGAACAUGAGCAAGCGAACUGUCGGUAAUGCUGCUCGACAAUCGGAAAGUAUGGACGCAAAUGACAGUGUGAAUUAAAUGGCUGUAUAAUAUUUUUGUUCCUUUUGCCUGACCAGUAAAGUUAUUUAUAUCCUCUUUCUUCACCCUCAUAAUUUUUUCUCCUCCACAAUCUAGUUUCUUCUGCCUUCGCUUCGCAAAGUUUCAGAGUGCGGAUGCUCUCAUUUUUUUUGCCCAUUUAUCAUGUCACCUUAUUGUAUGAUAUAAUGUAUUGAAGGUGAGAAAGGUUUAAUAUACGGUAUUUAUGGUCGUUAA